AUGGAGGUUGAUUCAAAUGUUGGUGAGAAUCCUUUAAUAAAUGAGGGCGAACAUGUUGAAGAACCUAAGAAGGGUAUGUGUUUUAGCUCAAGGGAAGAGGUGUACACAUUUUAUGGCAAAUAUGCUAAGCAUGUUGGAUUUGCUAUAGCUCAUAGAGCACAACAUUUUGGAGAUGAUGUGCAAUUGCUAAACUUUGCAAUUGAAUGUUCUCGAGCGGGGCAGAGAAAAAAGACAUCAGAAGUCAAUCCUCUGAAGCCAUGUUUGUCCACAAAAAUUGGUUGCACAGCAAGGAGAAGAUUAGAAAUUAAUGAUCAAGCAGGGAUUGGGGUGUCUAGGAACUUUUAUUCAAUGGUUAUUGAAGCAGGGGGAUACAAGUCUUUGACAUUUGACGAGCAAGAUGCAAGAAAUUACAUUGAGAGAGCUAGAAGUGAAGACACUAACACAUUUGUUUGGCUAUUCAAGUCAUGGUUAAGUUGCAUGUCAAAUCAUUCGCCAAAAGCUAUCAUAACUGAUCAGUGUAGAGCUAUGCAAAAUGAUAUAGAAAUUGUGUUUCCACGAGCUCGACAUCGGUGGUACUUAUGGCAUAUCAUGAAGAAAAUUCCGAAGAAGUUGAAAGGAUAUGCUCAGUAUGAAGCCAUAAAGUUGGCUAUGCAAAAUGCAGUUUAUGACUGUCUGACAAGAGUUGAAUUUGAGAGUAAAUGGGAAGAGAUGCUUGCAACAUUCAAUCUUUAUGAUAAUGAGUGGUUGGGGGUACUAUAUGAUGAGCGGAAUCGAUGGGUAGAGAAAGAGAAGAAAGUAGACUUCAAGUCUCGACACAAAUUGUUUGAUUGCCUAACUAUAUACGGGUUUGAGAAGCAAUUUCAGCAAACCUACACCAAUGCGAAAUUCAAAGAAGUUCAAGGAGAGUUGAAGAGAUUAGUUUACUGUCAGGUGGUGAUUGUGAAAGAGGAGGGAUCAAUUUCUACAUAUAAUGUCCAAGAAGCGAUGGUAGUUUCUGAGAAGAUGAAGCAUGUGGACCUUGUUGUCUAUUUUAAUUCAACUGAAUGUGAAGUUCAAUGCAUAUGUCGGUUGUUUGAGUUUAGAGGCAUUAUGUGUGCUCACUCACUCGCUGUGCUUGUCAGAAGAUGCAUAAAUGAGGUGGCAAGUAAAUACAUUUUGCCCUGGUGGAGAAAAGAUGUGGAUAGCGAAUACGCAUGCAUCAAAACCACAUACACCGGCUUUGGGAAUGAUUUCAAUGCAAGUACCUAUGAGAGGAUGAACAAAAAAUUGAUUGCCAUUGUACAACUUGUUGGUAACUCUGAAGGCAAAACUAGAAUUAUAGACCUUGGGUUGGAUGAAAUCAAGGAGAGAGUCAUGAAAGAAGAAUCCGGUGAUGGGAGUAAUUUACCAUGUUCAACAAGAAGUCCGAUUCACAUCGGUUCUACACAAGGAGGUACUAGUAGGAAGGUGGCCCAUGGUAUUGGAGGCACAUCUCUUACUCCAUCAGAUUUCAUAAGUGGCACACAGGGAAGUUUGAUGAGUGCUCCAACUCAGAUUUAUGGUUCUGCAUCGGGAAGCUUGGAUAUUACAGACUUGUUUGACUAG
Camellia sinensis is the source of this 1584-nucleotide messenger RNA. Lineage: Eukaryota; Viridiplantae; Streptophyta; Magnoliopsida; Ericales; Theaceae. The record is from RefSeq and is a predicted model, not a curated record.